Molecule: messenger RNA, 636 nt
Organism: Penicillium cataractarum
Lineage: Eukaryota; Fungi; Ascomycota; Eurotiomycetes; Eurotiales; Aspergillaceae
Exons: 1
Coding region: 1-636 (211 amino acids)
Source: RefSeq, a predicted model, not a curated record
AUGGCCGCCGAAAAUGACUCCAUAGUGGGAAGUCCUCCUGGCAACAACCAUGUUCCACGCCGCCCAGAAAUUGCCUUCAUCUCGGGGCCCAUCGACACUGGACUGAAUGAGGUCUAUUUUCACACUCAUUACGUCCCUCGCAUUCUAAAAGCUAUCGAAAAUGGCCACAACUUUGUCAUUGGGCCCAUUCCGAGCGGCGUCGAUGCCGAUGCCCUGGACUAUCUACUCGCCUACCCUAUCGUCCCUAGUCGCAUCACCAUCUUCGUAACGCCCGCGGAGGAGAAUAUGUUCGGGCCACGAUUUCGCGCACUAUCAGUCAACUUACAUGUCGUUGAGAGCCAGAUGACUCAAGAACGCGAUGCGGCCAUGACACAAGCCAGCACGUAUGACAUCCUACGGGCGCGGACCCUAGAGGAGGCAAAGGAAUUCUACGGCGGGAUGACUCGUCCUGGAUAUGUGACAAAUACGGAGCGCAAUUGGCGAAGACGGAGAGGUAUUGGGGAAGACUCUUUAAUCAGUGCAGAAGAGAUCAAUUGCUCCAUGGGGUAUCCGGCGUCGGAGGUCCUAGUAUCUCGACCGGAGGGGAAGAAGGGGGUCUUGGGACAGUUGAAGCAAGCAUUGAAACGUCACCGAUAG